Peromyscus californicus insignis is the source of this 6571-nucleotide messenger RNA. RefSeq names its product zinc finger protein 316 (gene Znf316). Gene Ontology annotation, molecular function: sequence-specific DNA binding; DNA-binding transcription factor activity, RNA polymerase II-specific. The transcript has 8 exons. NCBI's taxonomy places the organism in Eukaryota, Metazoa, Chordata, Mammalia, Rodentia, Cricetidae. The record is from RefSeq and is a predicted model, not a curated record. Gene Ontology annotation, biological process: regulation of transcription by RNA polymerase II. The coding region runs from base 817 to 3876 and encodes 1019 amino acids. Gene Ontology annotation, cellular component: nucleus.
UGGCGGCGGCGAGCCUGGCCGUCCUGGAUGCCCCAGCUCUGGAGGCCUUGGAGGAUCGUGGGGCGAUCGCGGGUCUCCGCGGCCUGUGUUUGGAGGGGUCGGAGCUGCAGUUGCACGAGCUGGAUCUUCCAGGCCCCUAAGUCCCCCAAUACUGGCCUGGGCCUGCGCGUCACGUCACGGAUGGCUUGACACUCCCCCCACCCCCCACCCCCCAGCCCCAGAGUCAUAGACUCCAGCGUGGGAGGGGGCGGGCCGGAGACGACAUACAUUGCACCUUUGGAAGGUGCCAGCACCGCCUCCUUCAGCUCAGGGGCGGGAGCUGGGCGGGGACCGCCCCCACUCCCCGGAGACACCUUCCAAGGAGGGCUGUCACCACUCCUGCCCAAGCAUGAGAUGGAUCCUAGAUCCUGUCAAGUGUGCAGCAGUAACCAUCACCAGGCUAAUGCAUGGAUUUGAUUUUACCCACUGUCCUCUUUGGAGGCAGAGGCUCUCCACUGCUUCUGAGGUGGAUUUUAGUUUGAUGUACCCUUCCCUCAGUCUGUGGUUGGCCUGUUGUGGAGUGUGACAGUUGAGCCCUGACACCGAUUUGAAAAAAACAACAAUGGAAAACAAACCGAUGUCCAUGUCAUUAACUAUAGAUCUUCGGGCCAUGUCUUCAGAGGGGGCCUGAGAGCUCGUUGACCGAUGGGCACUCUCUCCUUUCCCCUGAAGAGACGAAACAAAGAUACUUCUCCAGCCCUGCGCCGCACACCUAGCCACCUGCAGCGGCGUAGGUGCCAGUGGUCCGACAGUGUGUGGGCCUGAACUGGCUCAUGUAUGCUGAGGGCGGGGCCACGCGGAGGCUCUCUCCUAGGGACGAUGGCUGCCCUUCACACUACUCCAGAAUCCCCAGCUACCCACCUGGAGCCUGCCGAAGACGGGUCAGAAUGCGAUGCAGACCCUGAAGAGGAGGAUGAGGAUGAGAAGGGGGGAGAGGAGGCAGAGGGGGAGCAGGCCGAAGAGGUAGUGGUGGAGGAGGAGGAAGUGGCCACACAGGUACAGGAGGCGGAGGCGGAGGCCAGCUCAGAGGACGGCGCCGAUGAUGCCGAUGAUGCCGAUGCCGACAGUGUGGAGGAGGUGCUGGCAGAGGAGCAGAGUCUGAGCUUGGGGACCCAGGAGCAGCUUAGCAAUGGUGGUGAUGUGAAGUCGCCAGCUCUUCAAGGAGAAGCCCUGCAGGCCUCCCGAGUGUCUCCUACUAUUCAGGACGAAGACCCAGAGGAAGAGGAGGAAGAGGAAGAUGAUGAGCAUUUCCUGACGCAGGGGCUGGUGACUUUUGAAGAUGUGGCUGUGUACUUCUCUUUGGAGGAGUGGGAGAGGCUGGAUGUGGACCAGCGGGACCUCUACCGGGAAGUCAUGCAGGAGAACUAUGGGAUCCUGGUCUCCCUGGGAUACCCAAUCCCCAAGCCGGAUCUGAUUUUCCACCUUGAACAAGGAGAAGAACCUUGGGUCCCAGACAGCCCCCAUCCUGAGGAGGGAGACAUUGUCACCGGCGUCUACACGGGAGCCUGGUUCUGGAACGAUGACAUAGAGGACCAUGAAGAGGAAGAUGAUGAGGACUUCCUUGCUGAGAUGGCAGAGGAAGAGAACGAGCCCCCAGGGCUGUGGUCUGCUGCCUAUGGUGUGGGGGACGUGCCUGGGACUUGGGGCCCUGAUGACUCAGAUUCGGCUCAGACUUCAGAGGGUUGGAUACCCAAUCCAGGCAGCCUCGGGAUCCUGGCCGAGGAGGUUGAGGCUAAACAUUUUCUGUCCAGCCGGGAACCUGGGGAGAACUUUCUGGCUCCCUGGGCAUUUCCCGCAGUGGCUGUUCCUAUCGGACAUCCAGAGACCACUUGCGAUGUGUGCGGCAAAGUAUUCCCGCACCGUUCGCGCCUGGCCAAGCACCAGCGUUACCACGCGGCCGUCAAGCCCUUCGGCUGCGAGGAGUGUGGCAAGGGCUUUGUGUACCGUUCACACCUGGCCAUCCACCAGCGCACUCACACCGGCGAGAAGCCCUUCCCGUGCCCGGACUGCGGCAAACGCUUCGUUUACAAGUCGCACUUGGUGACACACCGGCGCAUCCACACGGGCGAGCGGCCCUACCGCUGCGUCUUCUGCGGUGCGGGCUUCGGGCGGCGCUCCUACUUGGUGACCCACCAGCGCACGCACACGGGCGAGAGGCCCUACCCGUGCCUCCACUGCGGCCGGAGCUUCAGCCAGAGCUCAGCGCUCGCCCGCCACCAGGCUGUGCACACCGCUGAUCGUCCUCACUGCUGCCCGGACUGCGGCCAGGCUUUCCGCCUGCGCGCUGACUUCCAGCGGCACCGGCGCGGCGGCUGCACGGAACCCAGCAGCGGCGAUGGCACGGGGAUGGCCCCCCACGAGAUGGAGAUGGCAGUCGCAUCUGUAGCCACAGCGGAGCCGGAGGAACUGGAGGCCAGGCCCGAGGAGAUCGAAGAGCCCGUGCCUGGGGUGGCAGAUGGAGACACCCAGGCUGAAGCCAGAGAGGACGAGGUGGUAGCUGCGGCGGCAGAGGCGACUGUCCCCGACAGCAAGAAGGACCCUGAGCCAGACAGACGGUUCCGUGAGAUGGGCAAUGGCCUGAGCGGGGGCGAAGGGCCUUCCUCGCACCCGCUCGGCUUCCAUUUUCCCAUGCACCCCAAGUCUUGGCUGCAUCCGGACGGCUUCCCCAUACUGGGGUUCCCCGAGUUCUCUGAACGGCUGCAGGCUGAUGGGCGCCAUCUCCCCGCCCCCCUGGGCGCCCCGCUGGCUCUGGAGGGCGCGGGGUUGGCUUGUGACCCGUUUCGCCGCAGCGCGGGCUCCGGAGUCGGGGCGGAUGGUGGCCUGCGCGCGUUCGCGCCCGCCGUCGGGUCGCUGCUGGCGGAGCCGGCGCCCGCCGCGCUGGCGGAGGAGGAGAGCCCGUGGAUCUGCUCCGACUGCGGCAAGACGUUCGGGCGGCGCGCGGCGCUGGCCAAGCACCAGCGCUACCAUGCGGGCGAACGGCCGCACCGCUGCGCCGACUGCGGCAAAAGCUUCGUCUACGGCUCGCACCUGGCGCGCCACCGGCGCACGCACACGGGCGAGCGGCCCUUCCCGUGCCCGGAGUGCGGCGCUCGCUUCGCCCGCGGCUCGCACCUUGCGGCGCACGUGCGCGGCCACACGGGCGAGAAGCCGUUCGUGUGCGGCGUGUGCGGCGCGGGCUUCAGCCGGCGCGCCCACCUCACGGCGCACGGGCGGGCGCACACCGGCGAGCGGCCCUAUGCCUGCGGCGAGUGCGGCCGGCGCUUCGGGCAGAGCGCGGCGCUGACGCGGCACCAGUGGGCGCACGCCGAGGAGAAGCCGCACCGCUGCCCUGACUGCGGCAAGGGCUUCGGCCACAGCUCGGACUUCAAGCGCCACCGCCGCACGCACACGGGCGAGAAGCCGUUCCGCUGCGCCGACUGCGGCCGCGGCUUCGCGCAGCGCUCCAACCUCGCCAAGCACCGGCGCGGCCACACCGGCGAGCGGCCCUUUCCCUGCCCAGAGUGCGGCAAGCGGUUCUCUCAGCGAUCGGUGCUCGUGACUCACCAGCGCACGCAUACGGGGGAGCGGCCGUACGCCUGCGCCAACUGCGGCCGGCGCUUCUCGCAGAGCUCGCACCUGCUCACUCACAUGAAGACGCACCGCGGGCAGGCGGGCGCGCAGGCGCAGAACACCGCCGCUAAGGCCCCGGCACCUGCCAAGGCAACGCCGCCUCCGCCGCCACCGGGCUCGGGCUCCGGGUCCGGAACGCUGCUCGAGUUCGCCGGCGGAACCAGCUUCGGUUCCGAUCCCGCCGUGUUCGCUGGGCCCUCGGGCGCCUACGAGGAGAGCGUCCUGUGAGGCUGGUCGAAGCGCGCGGCGCUUCCCCGCUCCCUCGGCGGGCUGAGAAUGCCCAAUUUUGGGUGCCCCUGGGCUUCAUCGCCCCGAGCUUCAGAUCUCGCGCUUGGGCGCGCACGGGCCGCCACCCUGAUCAAAAGUGCCGCAUCCCUGGAUCUUUGCUUCAGGGAUAGCGGGCAAGGCCAAUUCGUCCAUCACGGAUUCCGAUUCAGGGAUUCAGGUGGCCCGUAGAGCCCAGCUUAGGAGUCUGUCACCCGGCUUUCUGGCAGCGAAGGGAAGCUUUUAGCAUCGGGAGAGGGCAAGAGAGAUCAUCCGGCUGCUCUCCUCUGCAUCUGGGUUUCUGGGUGGGUUUGGCUUCUUCCCAUUCUCCCUAGGAGAUUCGGGGACCGUCUUCCGGUCACUUGAGUGUGUCCAGUAAGUUUUAAGAACAUGGUUCGCUGCAGGAGCCUCCCUAGAAUCGGGGGAGGGGGACGAAGGUGCGAACAGGUAAAGCUUUUGUUCUGUCAACUGUGGGUAUUUAUUUUCAUCUUUUGUAUGGCGGGAAGACUGUGGUGAGGAGUUAAAAAAGCAAGAUACCAAAUGGGUAGCCAGGUUGCAAAUGUUGGCUAGGUCCCCGUGGAGUUGGAAGCCUUAUUUGAAAAUCCUUACUCCAACCCCUAAACACGGGUCUGUGGAGCACUGGCUACAAGGAGGGUUUGGGUAUUGGUAUCCCCUCUAAGCUUGUUGGUUCUCUAGUGGCUGCAAGUGGCACACAUGGACGUCUUUGGAGUGCCUCCUGUGGGCUCCUCCAGACCUAGUCUCCAGACUAGUUCCCUAGCAGCGCCCUCCGCUGCAGCAGGUGGCUGCGGAGCCCUGUGCUCAGCCUUUCACAACCCUGGGGUGGGUCCAGGAACCUUCCCCCUCAGCUUAUAAUAAGGGCCCUACAUCCUCUGCAAGCCUCUUAACUCUGCUUCUGUAAUCACCCUGCAGUAGAAGCAGGUAGUGUUUCUGCCACAGCUGGGUCCGUGGCUUACAGAGGGAUUGAUGGCUUACACAGUGGUUGUCCACUUAAGGCAUCACACGGACCGGAGCUCACAGCGCCCUUGCACAGCCUGGACUGUUGGCAUCUGAGGUGUGGCUCAUGCAAGCCCCUCCCACCCUCCCUGAAUUCUGGGCCAGAGUGACUGGGAGCUAAAGAAGUGAGAUUUCCACCCACCCUGCAUUCCCUUUUAGACCUAGAUCCUUUGUUGUAGUGUAGAUAUGCCCUUGGGGCCCAAGAGCUAACAUGCAGGCUGCUAGGUGCUGGGUGGGUAGUCCAUGGGUGGGAGAAGAGCUGGGGUGGUGAUGGUCAGAACUUAGCCUGACCAGGUGAGGUGGAGUAGGAAGGCAUGGGUCCUGAUUGCUCAGCAGUGGCCUCUCUGUCCAAUUUUUAAAUGCUCUUCCCAUGUCUUCUGGGACAUGAACUUCAGAAAAAGCCAGGGCAGGGUGGGCUGGGAGGGCACCAUCCCCAUCCCUCCUAGUCCCCAGCGGUUUCCACCCUGCCCCUCUGCUGUGGGCAGGAGGACCCAGCUUCAAUAAAGAUGGAGAAACAAGCUUUGGGACUGGACUCUGCUUUUGCCCCACCAUAGUGUCCCUCAGGGAUGCUCACGCUGCGAGGCCCAUCUCCUUUCUGACUUCUCUUCUGAGAAACCAGAAUUGAUUCUUGCAUGGCAUAUCAUGAAUUUGCCCUGUGCCCACCAAAUCUUGCUGAGACGCCUCACACUGCCAUAAAUUGGAACAACACACGUGGGACAUGACUGGAAUUAACUUGGCUAACCUUUCAGGUUUAAAGAGAGGAUCUGGUCUCCUUUCUCAGAGUGUAGCCCCCUGCGUUGGCCUUUUCUCAAGGACCCCAGUGCUAUGAGGUUCACCUACCCCAAAUCCACAAAGCCAUGACCACCCCAAGAGUUCCUAAACAACUCCCCUUAAGAUGGCUUUUCUUAUUCAGUCUCUGUGAUAGGAUCUUUUCCCAAUGGAUUUGAAAAAUAUGCAGAUAUGAUUUGAGGCAUCAGAAUGGAAACUAGUAUCUUCAUUAAACAAGCAGGCUGGGCAGGGGAAUGUAGCUCAGUUGGUACCUUGCUUGCCCAGUAGAACUCCAUAAACCAGACAUAGUGGUACAAUCUUGUCAUCUCUGCAUUUGGGAGGUGGAGCCAGGAGGAUCAUGAGUUCAGGAUCAUUUUCAGCUCCAUGAGCUUGAGGCCAGCCUAGGCUACAUAGAGACUACCUCAAACAAACAAAAAAAAUACCCCAGACUCUUAGGAGGUAGAUGCUUCCUUCAUAAGACAUAAAGAUGAAUAACCACUCAGUUCUUAGUCUACCAAGAAAGGCCAAGCAAUUCCUUGAUAAAGCUCACCACUGAUUGUGCAGCUGGGGUUUUUAUGUUGUGGGGGAGGGAAUUCCCAAUGCUAUAAUUGCCAAAAUAAAGGGGAGGGGUGGAGCUCCAGUGACCUGUGAAAUGUGACCAACCAAAGGUGACAUUUGGAGGAUCAUUAUGCCUGGACACUCUCUCACUCUACCUACCUCUCUUUUCAUUUUUCUCUCGUCCCUGUUUUCUCAGCCUUUCUAUGUAUUUUUCUACUUGAUCUCUUUAGACACUGCUCUCUGUCUCUGUGUGUCCUUCCCUCCAUCCCUCCCUCCAAUUGGCUGCUUAUAUAAUAAAGUGGUUUUAGAUUUUAAGUUA